UCUUGUGAAGGGCCCGCUCUUCGCACUCUUGUGCAGGACUUUUCUUCCAGGCCGGACUGCUCCUCGUCCCUUCAAGGCGCUCUCGGUCGGCACUGCCUAUUGGGUCCAUGAUGCGACGCUUGGGCUCCGUGCAGCGGAAAAUGCCCUGUGUGUUUGUGACGGAGGUGAUAGACGAGCCCUCGGCCAAAAGGGAGCACCAGCCAUUUAAAGUUUUGGCAACUGAAACUCUAAGUCACAAGGCAUUAGAUGCAGAUAUACACAGUGCAAUUCCAACAGAAAAAGUGGAUGGAACAUGUUGUUAUGUUACUACCUACAAAGAUAAGCCAUACCUUUGGGCUCGACUAGAUAGAAAACCCAACAAACAAGCUGAAAAAAGAUUUAAAAAUUUUCUACAUUCCAAAGAGAACUCACAAGAAUUUCUUUGGAAUGUGGAAGAGGAUUUCAAACCUGUCCCAGAGUGCUGGAUACCAGCAAAGGAAAUAGAACAACUGAAUGGGAAUCUGGUGCCUGAUGAAAAUGGACACAUUCCUGGUUGGGUACCAGUAGAGAAAAACAGCAAACAGUAUUGCUGGCAUUCUUCUGUAGUGAAUUAUGAAUUUGAAGUUGCUCUUGUACUAAGGCAUCAUCCUGAUGAGCCUGAGCUUUUGGAAGUAAGUGCAGUGCCACUAUCAGAUCUCUUAGAGCAAACCUUGGAGCUUGUUGGAACAAAUGUGAAUGGAAACCCAUAUGGACUGGGAAGCAAGAAACAUCCACUGCACUUUCUUAUACCACAUGGAGCAUUCCAAAUAAGAGAUCUGCCUGCACUGAAUCACAGUGACCUCCUGUCCUGGUUUGAAGGUUGCAGAGAGGGUAAAAUUGAAGGAAUUGUAUGGCACUGCAGUAAUGGCUGCUUAAUUAAGGUCCAUCGCCAUCAUCUUGGUUUAUGCUGGCCAGUUUCUGAGACUUAUAUGAAUUCAAAACCAGUUAUUAUCAAUAUGAACCUGAACAAAUAUCACUGUGCUUUUGAUACUAAAUGUCUGUUUGAUACUAAAUGUCUGUUCAAUCAACUUUCAAAAAUAGAUAAACAGAAAUUUGGUAGGCUCAAAGAUUUAAUACUUGAUAUAUAAAAUGGGAAUACAUUUGAAAUUAACUUUAACUUUGAAUUCAGAUCUUGAAUAUUCUACAUUUCAAGGGCAAAAAUACUUCAAAAUGCCUGUCUCUCUGGGAAACAUAUCAAGGUCUUCUACCAUUCAAAGAAGUUACCUAUUCAAAUAUUUAUUUAAAUCCACAGAUAAAUUUUACCUACACAGAAAAGUAUAAUG
Perognathus longimembris pacificus (Pacific pocket mouse) is the source of this 1301-nucleotide messenger RNA. RefSeq names its product chromosome 1 C12orf29 homolog (gene Rlig1). Gene Ontology annotation, molecular function: RNA ligase (ATP) activity. The transcript is spliced from 7 exons. Lineage: Eukaryota; Metazoa; Chordata; Mammalia; Rodentia; Heteromyidae. The coding region runs from base 108 to 1106 and encodes 332 amino acids. The record is from RefSeq and is a predicted model, not a curated record. Gene Ontology annotation, biological process: response to reactive oxygen species.